Puntigrus tetrazona (Sumatra barb) is the source of this 653-nucleotide messenger RNA. RefSeq names its product gastrula zinc finger protein XlCGF49.1-like. The record is from RefSeq and is a predicted model, not a curated record. Gene Ontology annotation, biological process: regulation of DNA-templated transcription. Lineage: Eukaryota; Metazoa; Chordata; Actinopteri; Cypriniformes; Cyprinidae. Gene Ontology annotation, molecular function: DNA-binding transcription factor activity, RNA polymerase II-specific; RNA polymerase II cis-regulatory region sequence-specific DNA binding. The transcript has 2 exons. The annotation marks the transcript as partial.
CCGCGGUCUCCUGUUUUGUCUUGAUGCUGGGUUAACACGAACUCUAAGAAAUGUAGCAGAAACAUACAGUUAAAUACAAACCUGUAAUAUUCUCCUUUUCACAGUCAAGACUAGGUUUUGAAGCAGUAUCUUUACUGGGAUCUGCUCCUGUGAAGAUGAGGUUUGUUAAAGAGGAGAUUGAAGAGAAAACGAGUGAACCAGAAACAUGGAGAAUAAAACACGAGGAAAGAGAAGAGUUGAUUGAAGAAAAACAGAAUGACGAAUCAAGUGAAGUUGAAGAGAAAAACCGCAUCAAAACUUUCAAUAGGCCUCAGAUCAAAAAGAAAAGAAGAGCCAAGACCUCUUUCACCUGCACUCAGUGUGGAAAGAGUUUCAAGCGCAAAACAAGUCUUGAUUGUCACAUGAGAGUUCACACCGGAGAGAAACCGUUCACUUGUGAUCAGUGCGGGAAGUGCUUCACACACAAAACAAGUCUCGAACGUCACAUGAGAAUUCAUACUGGAGAAAAGCCGUUUACUUGUGACCAGUGUGGGAAGAGUUUCACGCACAAAUCGAGUAUUGAGCAUCACAUAAGAGUUCGCGCUGGAGAGAGUCCGUUCUCCUGGGACAAAUGUUGGAAGAGUUUCACGCACGUACUUGUGAUCAAUGGGAAG